AUGGGACUUUCAGGUACUAAACAUGUUCCCACUCCUAUAUAUCAAGCUCAAAAUCUUACUACAACUGAAUUUGACAAGUAUAUACCACCAGCUCAUGAAGAUUUGCUGCUGAAAGAUCCUACUAGUUAUCAGAAGUUCAUUGGAAGGUUAUUGUAUUUGACUACAACAAGGCCUGACAUUGCAUUUUCUGCAGCCUUGAGAUUAGUCAGAUAUGUGAAACAUGCACCAGGACUGGGAAUAUUGAUGUCUGCCACUGGGGAUGAUCUUUUAAGAGUAUACUGUGAUGCUGAUUGGGGAGCCUGUGUUAAUAGUAGAAGGUCAAUUACUGGUUAUCUUGUGCACUAUGGGAAUUCACCAAUUUCUUGGAGGUCUAAGAAGCAGGCUACUGUCUCUAGAAGUUCAACAGAAGCUAAGUACAGGGCAAUGGCUUCUUCAGUUGCAGAGGUGGUAUGGAUUACUGGAUUGUUUAAACAACUUGGUGUGGACAUAAAGAUGCCUGUAACUCUAUUUUCUGAUAGAAAAUCAGCCCUAUAG
Solanum dulcamara is the source of this 534-nucleotide messenger RNA. RefSeq lists its product as uncharacterized. The coding region runs from base 1 to 534 and encodes 177 amino acids. NCBI's taxonomy places the organism in Eukaryota, Viridiplantae, Streptophyta, Magnoliopsida, Solanales, Solanaceae. The transcript is spliced from 2 exons. The record is from RefSeq and is a predicted model, not a curated record.